Messenger RNA from Aphidius gifuensis, 3486 nucleotides. It is a transcript of the gene Ipo9, whose product is annotated as importin-9. The record is from RefSeq and is a predicted model, not a curated record. Gene Ontology annotation, biological process: protein import into nucleus. Gene Ontology annotation, molecular function: small GTPase binding. Gene Ontology annotation, cellular component: cytosol; nuclear envelope. Lineage: Eukaryota; Metazoa; Arthropoda; Insecta; Hymenoptera; Braconidae. The transcript has 5 exons. The coding region runs from base 220 to 3300 and encodes 1026 amino acids.
UACUGAAUGUUGGAACAUCACAUCCAGACACACACAUGACACAUCAACUUGCGGUGAUAAUAAUUUAAUUGUUUAUAAAAUAUUAUUGUCAAUAAAUUGACAAAAAAUUUGUUGGAAAAAUUAAAACAGUUAAUUUAGAGAUUAACCGCCAAAUAUUGAGUUAAUUUUUAAUAUAUUUUUACAUGAAAAUUAGACUAUAAAAAAAAAAAAAAAAACAACAUGUCAAGUCAAAAAGAAAUACAAAAUUCUUUAAAAGAAGCACUUUAUGAAACAUUAAAUGGAAUAUUAUCACCACACAGUGAAACAAGACAAGCUGCUGAGCAAAAAAUUCAAGCUCUUGAAGUAACAGAUGAAUUUGGUAUACAUUUAACUGAAUUUGUUGUUGAUAGAAAUGGUCAUUUACCAAUACGACAAUUAUCAUCAGUUUUAUUAAAACAAUAUGUUGAAGUACAUUGGAAUCCAGCAGCUGAAAAAUUUCGUUCACCAGAAUUAACACAUACAACAAAAGAAAAAAUUAAAGAAUUAUUACCACUUGGUCUUCAUGAAUCAAUAAGUAAAGUAAGAUCAUCAGUUGCAUAUGCAAUAUCAGCAAUUGCACACUGGGAUUGGCCAGAAAAUUGGCCAGGUUUAUUUGAUAUUUUAGUUAAUUGUUUAAGUGGUCAAAGUGAAUUUGCUGUUCAUGGAGCAAUGAGAGUACUUACUGAAUUUACUAGAGAUUUAACUGAUACACAAUUGCCAAAUGUUGGUCCAGUUAUACUACAAGAAAUGUAUAGAAUAUAUCAAAGUGAUAGCCAAUAUUCAAUAAGAACACGUGGUAGAGCUGUUGAAAUAUUUACAACAAUAACUGGUCUUGUUGCAUCAACUGGUAUUUAUCAAAAAGGUUUUGUUGAACAAUAUUUACAACCAGUUAUUCCAAUGUUUUGUGAAAAAUUUGUUAAAUCAUUGGCUGAACCAAAUGGACAAACAACUGAUACUGGAUUAAAAACAGAUAUUAUUAAAGCAAUAAAUUGUCUUAUUUGUAAAUUACCAAAAUAUAUAACAAAUUAUUUACCACAAAUAUUAGUACCAAUUUGGGAUAUUUUUGUACAAAGUGCAAAACUUUAUCAAGAAGAAACAGUUAAUGGAAAUGAUAUUAUUGAUGAAAAACAAGUUGAUUCAGAUGGUGAAGUUAUAAAUUUUAAUAAUUUAAUAAUUGCUGUUUUUGAAUUUAUCACAAGUAUCAUUGAAAAUAAACGUUUUUCAAAUCUAUUAUCAAGUUUUAUACAAGAAACAAUGUAUUAUUUAAUGAUAUUUAUGCAAAUAACUGAUGAACAAAUUGAAUUAUGGACAACAAAUCCAAGUCAAUUUAUUGAAGAAGAUGAUCAAACAUUUGCAUUUAAUGUCAGAAUAUCAGCACAAGAAUUAUUGACUGCUCUUGUUCAACAUAAUGAUGGUUCAGUCAAUGCAGUAUGUGAAGUGAUAACACGACACUUUGAAGCUGCAAAUGGAUUACGUUCAACAAAUGAAAAUUCAUGGAAACUUUGUGAAUCAUCAAUUCUUGGAUUAAGUAUCUCCAAGGAAUUUGUCAUGGCUAAGCUACAAUCAGGAAAUUUACAUUUUGAUCUUGUUGGAUUUUUAGAACGUGUACUUCUUGGAAUUUUCAAUGAUCCAAGUGCUCAUCCAUUUUUAUUGGGACGAUGUAUAUGUCUUGUUGGAAGAUAUGCUGGUCUUGGUAGUCCUGAAAUGAUGUCAAAAUAUUUAGAAGCAAUUGUAAAUGGUUUACAAGAAAAUCAACCAAUAUGUAUACGAAUAAGUUCAACAAGAGCUGUAUAUUGGUUUUGUGAAAUAGCACAAACAUCAAAUACUGGAAUUGUUAAUAUUGUUAGAUCACAUUUACCAGCAAUAUUUCAAGGUCUUUUUACAUUAUUAGCAACUCAACCAACAGCUGAAAUUUUAACUCUUAUACUUGAGGCAUAUGUUGUUUUAAUAGCACUUGAUAAAGAUUUUACAGCAAGUGUUGAAUCAAAAAUAUGUCCAUUAACAAUUGCAAUAUUUAUAAAAUAUCAUAGUGAUCCAGAUAUAUUAUUACUUUGUCAUGAUAUAUUUAAAGAGUUAACUGAAAAUGAACAAUGUAUUGAAUCAUUACAAACUCGAAUUAUACCAACACUUGUAAGUAUGAUGUCAUUAAAUCCGUUGGAAAAAAAUCAUGAAGAUGGUAUACGUGCUGUUGCACUUGAUGUAUUACAAGUAUUAGUACAAUAUUCACCAAGACCACUUAGUCAUGUAUUAGUUGAAACUGGAUUUCCAGCAGCAUGUCAUUGUAUAUUAAAUUCAGAUGAUAAUAGUACAUUACAAAGUGGUGGUGAAGUUAUUAGAACUUAUUUAUCAAUUGGUGCACGUCAAGUUAUUGAUCAUCGUGAUAAUGAUGGACGUACUGGUUUACAUUUUAUAUUACAAAUUGUUGCACAAUUAUUAAAUCCACAAUCAAGUGAAUUUACAGCAGCAUUUGUUGGACGUUUAGUAACAACACUUAUAAGACAAGUUGGUAGUAAUUUAGGUGAAAAUCUUGAUUUAUUACUUAAAGCUGUACUUAGUAAAAUGCAAAGAACUGAAACACUUACUGUUAUGCAAAGUUUAUUAAUGGUAUAUGCACAUUUAAUUAAUACUGAAUUUGAUGCUGUAUUAAAUUUUUUAUCAACAGUACCUGGUCCAACUGGUCAAAGUGCAUUAGCAUUUGUUCUUGUUGAAUGGGUUACAAGACAACAUUUAUUUUUUGGUAGUUAUGAUAGAAAAGUAACAACUGUUGCAUUAGCUAAAAUUCUUGAACAUGGUGUUACAAAUGAUGAUUCAAGAUUAAAUGAAAUAACAGUUAAUGGUGAUCAAAUAUUUCCAAAUAACUCUGGUAUACAUACAAGAAGUAAAACACAAUCACAACCAUUUCAAUGGACAAAUAUACCAAUACUUGUUAAAAUAUUUAAAUUAAUUAUUAAUGAAUUAUCAAAUGACAUUGAAGCACAUUGUUCUGGUGAACAAGAUGUUGAUGAUUCUGAUGAUGAUAAUGAUGAUGGUAAUAAUUUAAUUGAUACUGGUGAUAAUGCUGAAUUUAUUAUGAGUAUUAUUGAUGAUGAAGAAGAAAAAGAAGAUGAUGAUCCAGAUUUAAUGCAAGAUUCUAUAUAUCAUUUAAAUUUAAAUCAUUAUUUACGUGAUUUUUUAACUAAUUUUUCAAGUCAUCAUUGUUUUCCAGCAUUUAUACAACAUUUAAAUGAUUCUGAACGUAAAGUACUCAGUAAUUUAACUAUUAAUCAAUCAUUUUUUCAAUAAUUAAAAAUAUUUUCUAUUCUAAAAAAAUUAAUAUACUUUUUUUAAACUUUUUUUCCUUGCUUGUUUUAUAAUUAUAUAUAUUAUGUAUUAUUAUGUACAUUGAUAUAGGUAUAUGUUAUACAUACCAAGAUUGACAAAAAACAUUAUAUAUAAAUAUAAUAAUAAUAAAAGAAAAAAAAAUAAAAA